CGACAUGGUAUCUGCAGUUUCGUUUAUGUCGUUCAACCGCGAACAUCAACUAGGAAAUUAUUACAUAUUCGAGAGAGAGAGAAAGUCUCUUUAUUAGAAACAAUUGAUAUAAUCUUGUUCGUGAUUUCGAGUCAAUAAUAUCUUCUCCACCAGACAUGCCCACUGGAAGUAGAGCAUUUGAAAAAAUAGCAGCCCCACCUGCUUAUCCUGAUUCAUCAACAUCUCAAAAUAUUCGUGGAGACAAAAUCGUUCCAUUAGUCGCAACGAUCAGUUGACCGCCUUCCCAACCAUACCCGACUCAUCAACGUCUCCAAUUAUUUGUACCAUUACGUGGAGUGAAGUAUCGUUCGUCAGUGAACAGUCACACGGGGGUUUUUCAAUUAUUUAAAUAAAAUAGAACCUGUAACGAAGCGUUAAAAUACAGUGAAAACAGUGCCGUGUUGAACGCUGUAAUUUUCUAUGCGAAAUCUUUAAUUCUGACAUUAUUUCAAAGAGAACGUUUUAUUUAGCGAAGAACAAUGAAGACUAAGAAACACAUCAACGACGCUCAACCGGCAACAGUGGACGAGCAUUUUCAACUGAUCUUGCACGAUAGGGAAAUUAUUGAUCAUGACUUCGUAAAAGUGACACCGGAUGAUCUACCUGAGUGGUUCGAUGAAAAGUUAUUCAAAAUAGGCCAGGAAUAUUAUAACGGAAAUUUACUAGGAUUUGGAGCUGCACUUGCGUCAGGCCUGACGGUGAUAUUAGCCGUUCCAGAUAUACUCGAGGUCCUUCUUUUCACCAGGCAAAAUGCCACGGUCAACUCGUCUUACAAGCGAUUCUCCCAAACGCUGCUACUCAUGUACGCGCUCUUUCACUCGGACAUGCUCGAUCCAAAUUCGAAAUGGUUCAGUGCGCUGAACGCAAUUCGACAAAAACACGCGAAGGUCAGUAAAAAGCGUGUUAAGCAGAAUCUCCAUGGGAUAUACCAGAAGGACAUGGCGAUCACGCAAUUCGGUUUCUUAGGGUACGUCUUUGUGUGUCCCGAGAAAAUUGGACUGGCGUACGCUACUGAGGAGCAGAAGAUAGGUUUUAAUCAUUUUUGGCAAGUGACGGGUCACCUAUUGGGUGUUAGCGACAGGAUAAAUAUUUGUAGAAGAACGGUGGAGGAAACGAUAGAACUAUGUAGAAGAAUCCAAAAUGAAAUAUUGGUAAAACAUUUAGAAAAUCCGCGUCCAGAAUUUUUACGGAUGAUGACAAAUAUAACGCAUGGAUUGUGGUACGUCGAUUUGUCAAUAAACGAGGACGCUUUCCUUGCUCUCGCAUACGAUCUAACGGGAAUAAAAUAUAUAAAGCCCAUUGGCUGGUACUCUUAUUUGAACCAAAAGACUCGUGAAUUGAUAUUACAAUCAUGUAAUAUACCGUUCAUUGGCUGGGUGAUACGACAAAUAUUCAAUUUAAUACUCGCAGUGUCUUACUGGAUACUAGAAUAUCAUCCACUGAUACCAAUAUUAGCAUUUGGGAGAAAUAAUGCAAAACUUUGUCUGUAUUCAAAAAAUUAAUAUUAUUAUAAUUAUUGUAACAUAGAAGAUGUUCAGCAACAGGUGUAAACAAAUUGAAUCAGUUAUUUGUGAAACUAAAAUAAGAUGGAAAUCGAAACUGA
Bombus impatiens (common eastern bumble bee) is the source of this 1642-nucleotide messenger RNA. RefSeq lists its product as uncharacterized. The transcript has 10 exons. Bases 519 to 1541 code for a protein of 340 amino acids. The record is from RefSeq and is a predicted model, not a curated record. Lineage: Eukaryota; Metazoa; Arthropoda; Insecta; Hymenoptera; Apidae.